Messenger RNA from Trichoderma virens Gv29-8, 465 nucleotides. RefSeq lists its product as uncharacterized. Lineage: Eukaryota; Fungi; Ascomycota; Sordariomycetes; Hypocreales; Hypocreaceae. The record is from RefSeq and is a predicted model, not a curated record. The transcript has 3 exons. The coding region runs from base 1 to 465 and encodes 154 amino acids. Gene Ontology annotation, molecular function: protein heterodimerization activity; structural constituent of chromatin; DNA binding. Gene Ontology annotation, cellular component: nucleosome.
AUGGCGAGAAUCAAGCAAAAGGCGCAGAAACCUGUGACUGCAAAGCCAAAGAUGGCUAUCGCAGCAGAGGGAAAGGCACUUCGCGCGCCUCUUCAAAGGCCGAAGUUUCUUCAAAGAGUGAAGCAUCGCUCUCGCCCCCUUCGGCGCUUCAAACUUAGUGACAUGGCGCUCCAAAAGAUGCGCAAGUAUCGGACAAAGUCGCUGCUACUACCCGAGACGGCAUUUAUGCGCCUCGCCAGAGAUAUCGCCCACGAAGCUUUACGAGAGAGGCUUUCCUUUACAAAUCGCGCACUCGAGGGCCUUCAGGCAUCAUGCGAACAAUUCACCAUCUCGUACUUUACUGUCCUUAGACUUUGUGCGGAUCAUGCGAUGCGAAAGACAAUUCUGCUAGAAGACAGUAACCUCGUAAAGGGCCUGAUGGGAGUCACGACUCCAACUCAUCCCAUUUGCGAGAAACCUGAGUAA